Sceloporus undulatus (fence lizard) is the source of this 2613-nucleotide messenger RNA. It is a transcript of the gene CENPL, whose product is annotated as centromere protein L. The transcript is spliced from 5 exons. The record is from RefSeq and is a predicted model, not a curated record. The coding region runs from base 37 to 1101 and encodes 354 amino acids. NCBI's taxonomy places the organism in Eukaryota, Metazoa, Chordata, Lepidosauria, Squamata, Phrynosomatidae.
GGGAGGGUUAUUCUCUCUUCUUCGCGGGCCUCAGUGAUGGCGCAAGCGGAGCAGCCGGAUACUAGCUCUUCUGACUCCAGAAGAGUGACUUCUGUUAGAAGAAAAACUAUAGACCGUGGUGGUGUAAACUUCAAUAGCACUGCACAUCUUUCAAGAGGCACGGUGUCUCUCAGGAGAGGCAACCUGUUUGGUCAGAUGCCAGCUAAGAGGAUGGUUUCACAAAUUCCUCACUUGCCGGCAAAAGAUGAUCCUCAGAUAGGCUUCCUUCUUAGUAAGCAGUGGACUUUAUACAGCGUCACCCCUCUAUACAAAUUCUCUUACGGACAGCUGCAGGCAUAUUCCAGACAGCUGAGUCUUUUUAUUGCUGCUGAAAAGCAAAAGAACCUUGUUAUGGAAGCUGAACCUGAUCUUCCAUAUAAAGUAAAAUUCUCUUCACUCUCAGCUUUGAAAAUGACAGAACGUGAACAGGCAUCAGUCCUUAUUCAGAUCACACAAAGAUCACAGGUGACAGCUGAAAAUGAAGAUGAUAGAGUGGUAUGGAUGGGCUGGUUCUGUUGUGCUUGUGGAGAUGACAUUUUAGAGACUGUAAUGGAGGAUUUCACUUGUUUGCCUUUGUUUCUUGUAAAUGGUGCAAAGGCUUUACUGGACAUUGUUAAAACUUGGCUUCAGCAAAUGUUUGAUUGUUGUUUCAGUCCCCUACAAAUCAGUCCUAUCAGUCUUGCCUGGAUGGCUGCAAUGUGGUCUGGGUGUAAUAUGGACAAGUUUACAGUUGCAACAGAAUUGACUUUCUCUGCACCAUGUCCCACUUACCCUUUGGAUAUUUCCUAUGCAAUCCAUCCUGAAGAUGCAAAAGCCCUUUGGGAUUCAAUCCAGAGUACAGAAGGGGAAAUCCGACAAGAAGAGGUGGAAUUAUUCAUGGAAUGUCUAUACAAUCACUUUCAUAGACACUUCAAGAUACACCUAUCAGCCACAAGACUGGUGAAAGUUUCUACAUCUGUAGCCUGUGCCCAUUCUACUGGGAAAAUAAAGAUUUUCCAUGCCCAAUAUCUGACAAGAGUGCUGUUUCUACUGACAGAACUGGCAGUUUCAAAGAUACUGUGAUGAUCUUCACAUGUAUUAGCUGCAGAAAAUAUAUCCAGCAAAGACAAACUCUUUGGGGAUUGUAAUCAUUUUCUCUGGUUGUUAACUAGUAUUCUAUUCAGAUAAAGAGCCUGGUAUUUCUAAUUUGCUUUUCAAGUUUUUGAUCUUGACCAAAAAGCCUUCCACGUGCUUAAAAAUACAGUAUCACAAAGCACUAAGAAAUUAAAUCCCCCACUAUGGCAACUACAAUGUGAUCUCCACAACUGAAACAACUUUGCUCUGUCAAAGGUAGGAUUUAAAAAAGAUCAAGGCUCAAGCAGCAAAAUAGCAAAUAUGUAAAAUAAUGUUGAACAGACAUAAAGUAUAUAGUUAUGAAGAUAGAACCUGUAACGUAAUAUUACAGGGGGAUGUUCCUGUUCCAGUAGCUGUACAUUCCUGGAGGAUCCCCUGUGUCAUUCCCCCUUCCACAGAGUUCAGUUUUUCCUUAACAAAGCUUUCUGUGUCCAGUAGGGACUUUAGGCAGCAGUUCCUGUAUUGUAAAGUUAUUUAUUUUGUAUAUAUGUAAACAAAGGCAUUUCUGUAAGCUUGCUGUUAACCCCUUUUUUCUCUAAGUUGUGCUGUCUUGGUUACAUAACUAGUAGCAUGCAUGCAUAAACAUCUGCAACAGCAGGUCUGAUGAGUUAGGUUCCCAAGCAAUUUAUCUGAAAAGACCUACCCAAGCUGUCUUGGUAACCCUCUUAUUUGUAAGCUCAUUUUUCACACUGUUCUACUGCAUUGCUUUCCUGUAUUUAUUGAAAGGAUGGAACAGGAGAAAAGAUCAAAUGAAACCAGUUCUAUUAUUUUGUACUGAUUAUUUUUAGCAGCUUUGUAAUGAUUUCUUUUUAGAAUCAUACUGAAUUUUUAAUUUCUUUAAGGCCUUAAUAUUAUGAUGUUUUAAUCUAAUUAUUGCUGUCAACUAGAUGACACCAACUGAAUCAUCAGGAACAUGGGGAUGGAGAUCAAAUAUCACACUUGUGAAAUAUAGUGCUCCACCAGCCUGAUUUUGCAUGGCUCAUUCUUCCACUCUCUACAAAAAGUAGCUUUCAAAUGUCCAAUAAUGCCCCCAUUGCCAUUUGGUGCCAAGGGAUGUUAGACAAGCUCAGGCAGUUUCCACUUGCAGCUGGGAGAAGAGAGUGCAGACAUCCUCCCACAACUCCAGUGAGUAUAGCAUACUUAUUAGGAGGUCCAGAAGGAUGAUAUCUGUUGUCUUCUCCCAACUGCAGAAUUACAGCUGGACACUGCUUGGCUACAGGGGCAUGUACAGAAGCUGUUUUCUGCAACAUCAUCCUCAAAAUGAUACAUGGACAAACCAAGGCUAGAAUCCUGUUUGCAACAAAAUGAUGCUAUAAGACAAUAUUUAGAUAAAUCCCAUUGACAGUGAAUCUAUUUAGUUGGAACUAACAAUUGUACUGAUGCCUAAAUGUUUUAGCAAGUAUGAUUUCUGAAUAUUUUUACACAAAUUAAAUUUAUUUUAAUUAAUUUCUGCCUUAACUU